AUGAUAAAAUUAGUCAGAAAUACUUUUGGUUCUCAGAAAUAUUUGACAGAUAUGUCUGGCAACCAGAUUGACUGGAAUUUUUUAGUAAAACUGGUUGAUAUACAAAGUUCUCAGGGAUUACACUUAGCUACAAAAAUAAGGCCCAGACACCUCCAGUGGGCAAGGGAGAAAAUGAAGGUGAAGAUUGCGACUCAAACGCUGAGUAAGAGUGUAGCAGAUGCGUUGUUAUACUUGGGAGAAGACUUAAAAUUACCAUCUUUCAAAGAUAUUAAAGCAACGUCUAUUUUUGUACAGAUGUUUAACGAUCUAUUCGACGUUUUCAAUUCCCGGAACAGAUUUGCAAAAUAUUUGUACAGGAGGCCUUUAUCCCCCUCUACCGCCCACACUUUCUUCCAGUUUUUAGAUCAAGUAACCAUUUAUAUCUCAAAUUUAAAGCUUGCUGACGUUGCAGUUUUAAAUUCACCAAGAAAAACUGGAUUUUUGGGAUUCUUGAUUUGUAUCCAAAGUCUUAGGGGGUUGUAUAGCACCUAUGUAGAGAAACUGAAAUAUAUGAAAUACAUAUUGACAAACAAAUUAUCCCAAGAUCAUCUUGAAUUAUUCUUUGGUGCGAUUCGGGGUAAAGGAGGCUUCAAUAACAGUCCUUCAGCAAGACAUUUUGAAGCCGCAUAUAAACGAUUACUUGUACACACGGAGAUUUCAGGUCCAUCGACGGGAAACAUAUCUCAUUCAGAAAAUCUGACAAUUUUAUCCUGCGGUAGUGGACAACAGGUUACAGUAGAUGAACACGGGGAAAAUUUAUUAAACAGUAAAGAAUUCAUUGAUUUUAAAGAUGCUGUGAGUGAAGACAUAUCAAAAUAUAGUUUUUCUUCAUCUGCUUGGGACUUAACAAUAUAUGCUGAAAAAAAAGUUUUGAAGAAAUGUGUCACAUGUUCACAGUGCUGCAGUCUUUUGGAGGGUGAUAUUGUCAUUUCUAAACUACAACAAAGAAAACAGUAUGGCUCUUUAGUUAAUGCCUCAAAAGUUGUAAUUGAAAUUUGUUCUGCAGCCGAAAAGUACUUCAGAUUUUUUCAUAAAACUACGAAUAUAUUCAAUAAAAACAUAAAAAACUUGAUAGAUAUUUUAAUACUAAACACACUGAAAACAUUAUCACCAAAAAUAUUACAGAAUUUUGAAAAUCACCUAUAUGAUUACGAUCCGCUAGAUGGACAUGUGAUGCGCCUGAUAAAACUUAUAUUGUGUAAUUAUUUUAAUUUAAGAAUACACCAUGAAGCGACAAAACAACAAGAAUUAUCAAAAACACUCAAAAUAAGAAGCAUUUUCACAAAAACUAUUUUGUUUAAACAUCAGUGAGCUUUAUUCAGUCAGUUCACAAUGAUAGGCCUGUCCAAAAACAAUAAUAUCGAAUCCUGCCUAUUUGAAUUCAUUUAGCUGUCAAUAAAAACAUUCAUUAUGUACAAUUUAAAUAGAAUUACCGACGCUCGGUUACUCUCAAAAGAAAUUUUAAUUUAUAUUACGUUUGCUGCCUCACAAUAUGAAUUGUCUUGUUUUCUUGAUUAGGUUGAAUCAAAAAUUUUAAACAAACACUUUUUCCCCAGAAUUUCUCAACAGCUAUCAGAGUAUCGUAAUCGCGAAACAUUUCGAAAAUUAGAUAUCAUGUUUUCUGUAUAAUACGAUAUGGACAUCACGAAAAAUCAUUUCACUCAUUUCGUUCGGCCUGUCCUCUAUUCCUUGGCUCGUCUAACUAUAACUUCACACAAGGUUGCUACUAUGGCAAGGACGAAGAUCUGUACUUUUUGAAAAUCGGUCCAAUGGCAAUGAAUUUAACGGCAAAAAAUGAAAAAUCAAACAAAAAUCGCUUAAUUUUCGUUUUGACGUUUAAGUUGAGGAACAUAAUCCUUUAUAAACUAAUGACUCUGCACUGACUCAACCUGCUUGAUGCCAUUUUUUUAUUGUCAACUCUGUCAGCCACCAGCUGUUUAUUUGUUGUAAAUUGGGGCUUCUAGAUAAUGUACGAUAAUUGUUUGUUUUGCUUAAGAUUUAUUUAGCAUGAUUGCUACAAUUACAUUCGUCUAAAAAAUUAAACAAUUACAUAACAUUAUAAACUAUUUUCUAGGAAUAGGUACCAAAACUAUGAGAAGCUCUAUAAAAGUAAUUUGUUUUUUUUAUUGGCA
This is a messenger RNA of Acanthoscelides obtectus, 2171 nucleotides long. The record is from the annotation of a GenBank genome assembly. Lineage: Eukaryota; Metazoa; Arthropoda; Insecta; Coleoptera; Chrysomelidae.